GAUGUGCUAUUAGAAGGUAAACCUAUCAGGAAUCACUGCUACUGAAAUACUGGUGCAAAGGGAAAUUAAAUAUCACCUGAAGUUUGCUACAGAAGUGAACCCUUGAUGCUUCCAGUAUAGCUCUUCAGUUUAGCUUUGUUUUGCCAUCACGUUUCGGAGUGCAGCAGCUAUAAGAGAACUUGGGCAGCAAUCAAUUUGAUGAUGUCGAGCACCUCUCAGAAGCACAGGGACUUUGUGGCCGAGCCCAUGGGGGAUAAACCGGUCAUUGCUCUGGCUGGCAUCGGAGAUGUUCUGGGAAAGAAUCUGGUGGACCAGGGCUUUGACAAAGCAUUUGUAGUGUUGGGUCAGUACCUUUUGCUGAAGAAGGACCAUGAACUUUUCUCCGAGUGGUUGAAGGACACCAGCGGGGCCAAUUCAAGGCAAGCGGCCUCCUGUUGUCAGUGUCUGGCCGACUGGUGCGACGCCUUUCUCUGAAUCUGGUGGCUUUUUUUCCUUCCUUCUGAAUACCUUCACUUGUGCCAUCAUUGAACAGUUUUAACCUUUUUGAAUAAAUGUGUUCUGCGAUUUUCUGUAAUUCAGUGGUAAAGCUGUAUUUAUGUAAAAGCAUUCAGAUAUCGA
This is a messenger RNA of Neoarius graeffei (lesser salmon catfish), 618 nucleotides long. RefSeq names its product barrier-to-autointegration factor-like. Gene Ontology annotation, molecular function: DNA binding. Bases 199 to 474 code for a protein of 91 amino acids. The record is from RefSeq and is a predicted model, not a curated record. The transcript is spliced from 3 exons. NCBI's taxonomy places the organism in Eukaryota, Metazoa, Chordata, Actinopteri, Siluriformes, Ariidae.